GUAUUUUAUUUUGGUAAUAUUUUUAAAUUUUAGAAAUGUCUUUAAAAUUAAUAUUAUUUAUUUUGAUUAUUUAUUUAUUUUUUGUUUUUCUGGCUUUGUUGAUGCGGUGGUGCGGGGGAGAUGAAGUGGCUUCUUGUCGCCUGCUCUCUUUUUAGUCUGCGAAGAAGGAUGGAAUUGAGUUGAGGCGAUUGAUUGGUUUCGGUUCCAUGGAGCGCUACAGCUGCAACCUCUGCUUCCGCCGCUUCCACAACGGCCGCGCGCUCGGCGGCCACAUGCGCUCGCACGCGGUCUCCUCGCUGGCUGCCGUGGCUCCCCUGCUUCCGGCGGGAGAUUCCUCCGCCUCCGCCUCGUCGAGCCAGCCCCAAGAAGGAGAGGCGGAGGAGGGGAAGGAGGCGGCCGGUUCUUACGGCUUGAGAGCCAAUCCCAGGAAGAGCAUCCGCCUCGCGGACCCUGAGUUCUCUUCGUCCUUCGCCGCUCCGGAGCCGGCGGGAUCCAGCGUCGUCGUCCAGGACCGGGAGAGCGACACCGAGUCUCCCCGAGCGCACCGUGGCCAGGACAAGCGACCGCGCGGGUGCGCGGUUGAGGCGGAGCCGGCGAGCUCCGUCUCCGACGUGACCCCGGCGGAAGACGUCGCCCUCUGCCUAAUGAUGCUCUCCCGCGAUUCUUCUUGGACCGUCGCCGGAGAGAUCCACCCUUCCGAUGGAUCCAACGAUGAAGACGAGGGCGAGGAAGAAGAGGAGGUGGAGGCGCGUCGGGAAAUUACUCCAUCGCGGGCAACUCCGAUGCCGCCGCGGAAGGGGCGGACCCGGUACCAGUGCGGUGCGUGCAAGAAGAUCUUUCGCUCGUACCAAGCGCUCGGUGGCCACCGGGCCAGUCACAAGAAGAACAAUGGCUGCGUCUCCGCCGCGGAGCCCGUCCAGAUCUUUGGCGAGGCUGACUCCGCCGACGCCAAUGGCGGGGCGAAGGUUCACGAGUGCCCCUUCUGUUUCAGAGUCUUCAGCUCCGGCCAAGCUCUAGGAGGCCACAAGAGAGCCCACUUCAGCUCUUCCUCCUCUAUUUCGGUCACCCGCAACAUGCCUAUGUCGGUCCCUCUUUAUCCGCCACCACGCUCUCGGCUGAGCAUGUCACCUGUCGUCGGCUCCGCUACCAAGCGUGCGACCGGCGUCAGCCUCUUCGACCUCAACUUGCCGGCAAUGGCAGAGGACGAGGUCGAGCUGUCAGCCGUUUCUGACAUGGAUUUCCUUGCCAACCCCGCAUCGAGCUGAAUUUACAAGCAUCAUUUCCAACUUCUGAGCAAGCAGGAACCGAGUCCAAGUUCGAGGUAAGAAAUGGACGGAUAAAGAACCCAUAACAAUGAAGCUCAAAUUUUUUUUCUUUCUUUUUUCAGUUGGAUAAAGCUGGUGAUUAUAUUUGUAUGCUUCUGGAUCUGCUUCUCUUUUGCUUUAGCUAAAUCAGUUGCAUAUAUUUUCGUUGCUUGAGUUGCCAUUGUUGCUCA
This is a messenger RNA of Zingiber officinale, 1495 nucleotides long. Its product is annotated as zinc finger protein ZAT4-like. The transcript has a single exon. NCBI's taxonomy places the organism in Eukaryota, Viridiplantae, Streptophyta, Magnoliopsida, Zingiberales, Zingiberaceae. The record is from RefSeq and is a predicted model, not a curated record. Gene Ontology annotation, biological process: regulation of DNA-templated transcription. The coding region runs from base 207 to 1265 and encodes 352 amino acids.